AUGUACCCCAACCCUCUGGUCUACUGCACCUGUUGGGACCCUUGGAACUUGGGACCACGGAAGCUAAUCAAGACCCCUCAUCCACCAAGCAAGAUCUCCCCCUCCACAGGAAGACAAGCAGAGAGCAAUGAAUUACCUUAUCUCUCCAAUGAAAUGAAUCUCCGCUGUGCUGAGAUGAAGCAGAACUUCGAAAAAAUGAACAGGAAGCUCAAAGAGGCACAUGCAGCAGAGAUCAGUGAGUUGGAGAAAAACUACAAAGCAGCCUUGAAGACAGAAAUGUUGGCUGCCCAAGAGAAGCUAGAGGAGAUGGGAAAGGAGUAUAAGUAUUUGAAGAAUAUGUUUCAUAUGUAUCAGGACAGCAUUUAUGAUGAAAUGGAAGACAAGUGGUCAAGGCGGAAGGCAGAAUGGGAGAAGGAUGAGAAAUUGGAGCGGGAAAAGAUCCUGUUACAGCAAAAAAACAGGAUGACAAAAAAGUAUGAGUUAGAGUCAGAAGAAGAAAAGAAGAAAUUAAAUGAAUCCUACGGUGCUGUCUUUGAGAACUUCAAUCGAGAAAAGGAGGAGCUCAUGAAACAACAUGAAAGUGACACCUUGAAAUUAGAGGAGCUGAGCAAGACCAAAGAGAUCAUAGAGGAAGAGUUGCAUGCACAAGCUCUUAUCCUAGAAUCACUUAACACGACGCUCUAUCAAACUCAGAUGGAACUCCAGAGAGAGAAAGCUACAGUGGGAAAUCUGGAGAAAAUGCUCCAGACCAAGCUUACUGAGGCAGAAGAACAGUAUAAAUACACCACACAAAUCCUGACAGAAGAAAACAUGUAUCUAAGGCAAAAGAUAAUUGCCAAGAAUGAAGAAAUUUUUGAAGGGCAAUCUGCAAGAUUGACCUCCUUAACUAUUUAUGAGGAUAAUUCUGACGUUUUAGAAGAUGGUUUCUCUGGCAACAAAAGACAAGAAUCAUGAAUAAAAAGUUUUUCUCCAUAACUGAAGAUAGGACCACAAUCUCUGCAGGCCUAGAGAGCUCCUGUGAGGU
Messenger RNA from Choloepus didactylus (southern two-toed sloth), 1024 nucleotides. RefSeq names its product flagellum-associated coiled-coil domain-containing protein 1-like. The coding region runs from base 1 to 954 and encodes 317 amino acids. The transcript is spliced from 2 exons. Lineage: Eukaryota; Metazoa; Chordata; Mammalia; Pilosa; Megalonychidae. The record is from RefSeq and is a predicted model, not a curated record. Gene Ontology annotation, cellular component: outer dense fiber; cytoplasm; sperm fibrous sheath.